AUGGUGAUUUCAUGGCUACGCAACUCUGUAUCUCCCCAAAUAUGCUCGAGUGUCAUGUACCUCGACGAUGCCUAUGCGAUUUGGUUUGAUAUGAAGAAGCGCUUCUCUACAGGCGAUUCAGCUCGCAUUUAUCUACUCAGGCAACAACUCAUGUCUCUCUCUCAAGGAUCCUCUGAUGUCAAUACUUAUUUCACUAAUCUUCGGAUAGUAUGGGAUGAAUACAAAAACUCACAGCCUAUAUCCUGGUGUACUUAUGCUAGAUGCACUUGCGAUAGUGCUUCGAGGUGGAGUCAACAUCAAGAGAAUGAUUGCACCAUGCAAUUUCUCAUCGGCUUGAAUGCCUCUUUUUCUCAGCUCAGAUCUCAUAUACUCUCCAUGGUUCCUCUUCCUUCUCUAUCCAAGGUUUUCUCCUUGGUAAUUAAGGAAGAGAGGCAGAGACUUAUUGAUGGAAACAACUUCUCAUAUGUUCCUGCUCGAGCUCUAGUUCCUAGUGAACUUCCUUUUGCUAAUGCAACAGCUUCCUUUGGUAGAGGCUUGAAUAAAUUCCUAUGCUCUCAUUGUGGUAGGACCAAUCAUUCAGUUGAGAAGUGUUUCAUUCUCCAUGGUUUUCCACCUGGCUUUGGCAAAGGGAAGGGAAAAUCACAACAAUCUGCUGGAUCUUCUGGUUUUGUUGGGAACUCAAAUCCUCACCAACAACGUUCUGUUAAUUUUGUUGAGGAUACUACUAAUAUGCCAAGUAUUGAUCAAUAUCAACAGCUUAUCAAUCUCUUGCAAAGCCAUAAACUCUACAAUUCCUCCACUCCAGUCACCCCAGCCAAUGACAAUUCUGCUCAAUCCUCAGCUUAUGCCUCAAACAAUUUAUCUAGUACAGUUUUCUUCACUCCUUGCAUAAAUUCUAUUUCAUCUUCAUGCUCUAGUUCAUCCACUUUGAUCCCAGAUACAAGGGCUACUCACCAUGUAUGUUAUGAUCAAUCUCUCUUCAAUUCUGCCUCACCAAUAUCAAAUGCUUCAGUAAAUCUCCCAAAUGGUAAUGCAGCUCCUGUCACUCAUCGAGGUACUGUAAAACUCACCUCUCUCAUCACACUUUCAUCAGUCUUACAUGUACCCUCCUUUUCCUUCAAUAUGAUCUCAGUCAGUGCACUCACCCAAAAUUCAUCUUGUACUAUCAUAUUUACUCACAAUAGCUUCCAAAUCCAGGAAGCUUUACUGGGGACAGUAAUUGGGAGGGGUAAUCGAAUUGGGAACCUCUACAUUUUUUAG
This is a messenger RNA of Salvia splendens (bonfire salvia), 1260 nucleotides long. RefSeq lists its product as uncharacterized. The coding region runs from base 1 to 1260 and encodes 419 amino acids. NCBI's taxonomy places the organism in Eukaryota, Viridiplantae, Streptophyta, Magnoliopsida, Lamiales, Lamiaceae. The transcript has a single exon. The record is from RefSeq and is a predicted model, not a curated record.